CCAAAACAUUGGCGCGGUGGCGCGACGCCCACACGAGUGCCCCGAUGCCAACCCCGCCGUCGACGGCGGCGGCGGCGGCGGCGCAGCACCUGGAGUCCCUCCUCCCGCGCCUGGCCUCGCUCUCGGAGUACAAGCAGUUCCACGCGCGCCUUCUCACCUCGGGCCACCUCGGCUCCCACCCGGGCCUCCGCGCCCGCUUCCUCGACCGCCUCGCCCUCUCGCCGCACCCCGCCGCGCUGCCCCACGCGCUGCUCCUCCUCCGCUCCCUCCCCUCCCCGGCCACCAACGACCUCAACGCCGCCCUGCGGGGGCUCGCCGCGUCGCCGCACCCGGCGCGCUCGCUCCUCCUCCUCGCGGGCCGCCUCCACUCGUGCCCCUCCCCGCCGCGUCCUCGCCUCGACGCGCUCUCGCUCUCCUUCGCCCUCAAGGCAUCCGCCCGAUGCUCUGACGCGCCUACCACGCUUCAGAUCCACGCGCUCAUUGUCCGCCUCGGCGUCGCCGCCGACGUCCGGCUCCUCACCACGCUGGUUGACUCGUACGCCAAGUGCGGGGACCUCGCGUCCGCGCGGAAGGUGUUCGAUGAAAUGACCGUGAGGGAUGUGGCCACAUGGAAUGCGUUGCUGGCGGGGCUAGCGCAAGGCACGGAGCCCAAACUUGCUCUCGCGCUGUUCCAUAGACUGGCUGAGAGCUUCCAGGAGUUGCCGCCGAGGGAGGAACCCAACGAGCUGACUAUCGUUGCGGCGCUUUCUGCAUGUGCACAGCUUGGCUCGUUACAAGAUGGGCUGUAUGUGCACGAGUUUGCUAAAAGAAUUGGACUUGAUCGCAAUGUUCGGGUCUGCAAUACUCUAAUUGACAUGUACUCCAAGUGUGGAUCGUUGGCAAGGGCGCUAGAUGUGUUCCAUUUCAUCAAGCAAGAAGACCGGACACUUGUGUCUUACAAUGCUGCAAUUCAGGCGCAUUCAAUGCAUGGGCAUGGGGGCGACGCACUGAGAUUGUUUGAUGAAAUGCCAAAAUGCAUUGAGCCAGAUGAAGUGACUUACCUUGCUGUGUUGUGUGGGUGCAACCAUGCUGGCCUUGUGGAUGAUGGGCUCAGGGUAUUCAAGUCUAUGCGGGUUCCUCCCAGUGUGAAGCAUUAUGGAACAAUUGUAGACCUUCUUGGCCGUUCAGGCCGUCUCACGGAGGCAUAUGACACAGUCAUUUCUAUGCCAUUUCCAGCUGAUAUUGUCCUCUGGCAGACAUUGUUGGGUGCAGCCAAGAUGCAUGGGGUUGUUGAGUUCGCGGAGUUGGCUACCAGUAAACUGGCCGAGCUUGGUUCCCUUGUUGAUGGUGACUAUGUGCUGCUGUCGAAUGUUUAUGCAUCCAAGGCCCGGUGGACGGAUGUUGGUCGAAUACGUGAUACCAUGCGAAGCAAUGAUGUACGAAAAAUUCCUGGUUUCAGCUACACAGAAAUCGAUGGAGUAAUGCAUAAGUUUAUUAAUGGUGACAAAGAGCACCUAAGGUGGCAAGAGAUAUACAGAGCACUAGAGGACAUUGUAUCAAAAAUUAGUGAGCUAGGAUAUGAGCCAGAGACAAGCAAUGUACUGCAUGAUAUUGGGGAAGAGGAGAAGCAGUAUGCACUGUGCUAUCAUAGUGAGAAGCUGGCCAUUGCAUUUGGGUUGAUUGCAACACCACCUGGGGAGACCCUUCGGGUGAUCAAGAAUCUCCGAAUAUGUGGGGACUGUCAUGUGGUGGCAAAGCUCAUUUCUAAAGCCUAUGGCCGUGUGAUUAUCAUUCGGGACAGGGCGAGAUUCCACCAAUUUGAAGAUGGGGAGUGUUCUUGCAAGGAUUACUGGUAAAUAGUGGCAUGCAUGAUCAUUAGAAUUAGAGUGAUAAAUUUGACAUGAACCCGUGGAGAUAAGGUCAAAAAGGGUGAUAAUAUGUUUCUGGUCCAACAUAUCAAUUUGUAGAGAUACUGGAGCAACUUCAUCAUGCAUAUGGCUUCUGACCCCAGACAGGGUCACACAUCAAAAGGACCAAAAUACCCCUAUGUGCAUGGAACGGGAGAACGUGCAUCGGCCGGCGAGGAGGGGAGUCGGCCGGUGGGGAGGGGAGUAGGCCGGCGGGACAGUGUCGGCCGGCGGCGCGGGGAGUCGGUCGCCGGGCGGGCGUGGGCCGGCGAGGCGGGGAGGGGCGUUGGCCGACCUGGACCGCCGCCCAGAUCGGACUCCAGCGCGGGGAGUCGGCCACCGGGCGGGCGCGGGCAUCGACGUGCGGGGAGGGGCGUCGGCCGGCGAGGAGGGGAGACGGCCGGC
This is a messenger RNA of Oryza brachyantha (malo sina), 2291 nucleotides long. RefSeq names its product pentatricopeptide repeat-containing protein OGR1, mitochondrial. Gene Ontology annotation, biological process: RNA modification. The record is from RefSeq and is a predicted model, not a curated record. Lineage: Eukaryota; Viridiplantae; Streptophyta; Magnoliopsida; Poales; Poaceae. Gene Ontology annotation, molecular function: protein binding; zinc ion binding; RNA binding. The transcript is spliced from 2 exons. The coding region runs from base 45 to 1835 and encodes 596 amino acids.